GAAUGACGAUGGCCUUUCUUGAAUGUUGCAUGUAGUUGGUGGUCAUAAGAUUAUGCACUGGUCGUCACCAUGAUUUCGGCAUUGUUCUUUGUUUUUAUGAUAUGCGGAACCCACCAUGCUCAUACUCUUCCAGAAAUGCGAAAAUCUGGAACGUACUUGACUGUGUCAUCGUUCAGCCGGCUUGAGAAGCACGGCUACUUCGAGCUGAACUGGUUUGGCAUACAAGAGGAUUACAUAGGCGAAACAUUUGCCGUUCUCUCAAGAUAUAAUCUGCCAAGAGCCCUGUCUGACAUUCUCAGCUUGUGGACUAUCAAAACGUCUUCCGGUAGAUACGAAACUAGUGCCUUAGCACCAAACUUCGAAGUCAGCACACUGAUGAGAGGACAGUGCCUCGGGUACUGGGCACUCAUAGUGCAAAACGACAAUGCCAACAAAAAUGGGAAAGCGUUGGAAUUUAUAAAGCAGAAAGCAAAGUGGAACCUGGAAAAAGGAGCAUUCAACACGACCAUUCUCCACCUUGCUCAGCUUAUGAGCUGUUUUCCGAAGCGCCUCUCGUCGUCAAAGGGACCAGCUCCCAAAUGCGUCGAAGUACUGCAUUCGUCGUGCUUCACACCGAAGCCCCGCUGGAUGCGUGAAAACUACUCCGUACUCUCGUCGCUUAGUUUAAUGGACAUGCUCGUUCCCGGAACGCACGAUGCCGGGAUGUACAACCAAGGCGUCACGCUUCCACACGAAAAGCACGUGUACACUCAGGACCAGACGAUAAAGCAGCAGCUGGCCUAUGGAAUUCGUUCCCUGGAUCUGAGGGUGCAGUACUCCAGUGGUCAGUUUUAUAUUACCCAUGAUAGGGUGCGAGGAUGGCCGACCGUAAGGGAGGUACUCAGGGAGGUCCGCGAGUUUGUGGAAGAGACCGGCGAGCUGGUGAUUCUCGACUUUCACAGAUUCACGACGGGUUUUGACGAAGGAUACGACGACGUGCCGGGACGACAUGCGGAACUUCAGAAACUAAUCGUGACAGAACUGAGUGGCGUGAUUAGAAAGCGGUUCGAUUAUUUGAAAAAAUUGAACGAGAUCUUUGGUGAUUCCCAAAAUGGAACCAUGGUGCAGGGCCACGUCAUAGUAUUUUACCGUUCGAAAUACUUUAGAGGGCGUUAUGAGAAUUACUUGGCACCAGCCAUACUGCACCGGUGGGCCAAUGCGCAAUGCCCCAAAAAACUUAUGAAAUACUUGGACGCAAAAGCUUGCGUAGACGGAAGUUGUAACCCUAUUGCUAUAAUGGCUGAGCUCACGCCGUCAUUCCCGGACCUUAUCGUCGGUACUCGCCGAGCAGCGGAGUGGAUAAACCAUGACGUGACGGAAUUUUUCAGACACAAGCAACAGACGUGCUCCGGCAUUGUUGCCACAGAUUAUUUUCUCGGAAACGGAAUGAUUGACGUAACAAUCGAAGCCAACCUACUUAGAGGACGCGACGGACAGUUCGUACAACAAUACAAACCAUACACUCAAUGCGACACGGCAGAUGUACAUUUGAAGAAGUCUUCGAAACAAUAA
Molecule: messenger RNA, 1551 nt
Organism: Dermacentor albipictus
Lineage: Eukaryota; Metazoa; Arthropoda; Arachnida; Ixodida; Ixodidae
Biological process (GO): lipid metabolic process
Molecular function (GO): phosphoric diester hydrolase activity
Source: RefSeq, a predicted model, not a curated record